Glycine soja is the source of this 1820-nucleotide messenger RNA. RefSeq names its product probable glycosyltransferase At5g03795. Gene Ontology annotation, molecular function: glycosyltransferase activity. The record is from RefSeq and is a predicted model, not a curated record. Lineage: Eukaryota; Viridiplantae; Streptophyta; Magnoliopsida; Fabales; Fabaceae. The coding region runs from base 257 to 1732 and encodes 491 amino acids. The transcript is spliced from 4 exons.
CUGUUCCACAGUUUUGGAUCCCAUGUUUGAUUCCUUAGCCCUCUCAAUUUCUCUCUCUAGUGUUUAAUUUGGUAACAAAAAGAGACAAAACCAAACCGCUACAUGCAUGAAUUUCUGGAACCAUCAAAUGAAACUGUAGUUAAAGAAACUCACCAGCCAGCUGUGCCAAGGAGUGAUGAAAAGUGUGAGUCAUGCUUGUUAAAUAGAGUUGAGUUGUCCCAAUUCUGCAAAAUUAAGCUUACUUGGAAUAUCACAAAUGGGUAGUAGCAGAUGGAAUUGGUGGGCUUGUUGGGGUUCAGAAGUAUUUUCAAAAAUGAAGCUCUUGUUGUUCUUGGUGCCUCUCGUACUAGUUGCUGGCUUUGCUUCUGUAAAGGGUCCAAGCCUUUGCAGAUGGGGUUUCAUUGCGGACUGUUCUAUCUCAUUUACUCCUCUUCCUGCUUCUUCAAAUUCCUCCUCACAAACACUUCAUCAAUCUAAUGAAACUAAAGUUUUCAAUGUCUCCAAGCCCGGGUUCAAUUUAGCUGCUGCAAAUGAAUCGGAUGAAUCUCACCCACGACAGAAGCAGAAAAGAAAACUCAGUUUCUUAGAUAGAAAUGAAGUUGUUCUAGCACAAGCUCGAGCUGCAAUCAGAGAAGCCAAAAAUGAGAAUCAAACACAAGAUUCAGAUUAUGUUCCAAUAGGUCCGAUGUAUUGGAAUGCUAAGACAUUUCACAGGAGCUACUUAGAAAUGGAGAAGCAAUUCAAAGUAUUUGUGUACGAAGAAGGAGAGACUCCAGUUUUCCACAAUGGACCAUGCAAAAGCAUAUACUCCAUGGAGGGUAACUUUAUACAUGCUAUUGAAAUGAAUGACCAUUUUCGAACUAAAGAUCCCAAGAAAGCACAUGUGUUUUUCCUUCCUUUUAGUGUAGUAAUGAUGGUUCGAUUUGUGUAUCAAAGAGACUCACGUGACUUUGGCCCCAUUAGAAAAACAGUCAUAGACUAUAUCAAUCUCAUUGCUGCAAGAUACUCUUAUUGGAAUCGAAGCCUUGGAGCUGAUCACUUCAUGCUUGCUUGCCAUGACUGGGGGCCAGAAGCAUCAUUGUCCUUACCUUACCUGCACAAGAACUCUAUUCGUGUACUUUGCAAUGCCAAUACCUCCGAAGGUUUCAAGCCUGCAAAGGAUGUUUCAUUUCCUGAAAUUAAUCUCCAAACCGGUUCAAUAAACGGUUUCAUUGGUGGGCCAUCUGCAUCUAAACGUUCAAUUUUGGCUUUCUUUGCUGGAGGAGUUCAUGGGCCUAUUAGGCCAAUUCUCCUUGAGCAUUGGGAAAACAAGGAUGAAGAUAUUCAAGUUCACAAGUACCUCCCAAAGGGUGUUUCUUACUAUGACAAGUUGAGGAAUAGCAAGUUUUGCCUUUGUCCUAGUGGGUAUGAGGUGGCUAGCCCUAGAGUGGUGGAGGCAAUUUACACAGGUUGUGUUCCUGUGCUCAUUUCGGAGCACUAUGUUCCUCCUUUUAGUGACGUUUUGAAUUGGAAGUCGUUCUCAGUUGAGCUUUCAGUGAAGGACAUUCCCAACUUGAAGGACAUUUUGAUGAGUAUAUCUCCAAGACAGUAUAUAAGAAUGCAAAGAAGAGUAAUACAAAUUCAAAGACACUUUGAGGUUCACUCUCCACCCAAGCGAUUCGAUGUGUUUCACAUGAUCCUUCAUUCUGUGUGGCUUAGGAGACUCAACUUUAGAAUGACUCUUAACUUGUAACUUAUGGCUUCGUGUUUAAUAAAUUACUUCACAUUCAAAUGUAGACUUCCCGUCCUAAAAUAACUUAUGGUUAAGAUUUUUUUAUGCA